AUGCCGUAUGGUGGCAGCUGCCGCGGGAGCAUUGGUGGAGUUGCUGGUGUGGGGGCCGACUGGAACAAGGAGUGGACCAAGGGAGAGAAGGAGACAGAGGAAGACUCCGCCGACCUCCAUAGAUUCGCCAUUGAGCACGGUUUAUGGACUCCUGACCCACGUGUGUUGCUGGGCCCCUACGAGGAAGAAGCACCCAGAAGGCUAACCAACGCCCGCUUCCUGACCGCUAACAACACCAUAACUACCGUCCAGGUCGGUGCCAACGCGGCACUCCGGUGUCAAAUCAACGAUGUUGCUGAACACGAGACGGUGUCGUGGAUCAGACGACGCGAUCAUCACCUCAUCACUCUUGGAAGUCAGACCUACAGCAACGAUGAUCGCUUCCACGUCUCUCAUUCCCCGCCUUUCAAGGUCACCCCGGGCAAGGGCAAGGAGUGGACACUACACAUCAAGUACGCCCAGACAAGGGACUCGGGUCUCUACGAGUGUCAGCUGUCCGCCCACCCGCCCAUGGGUAUACUGGCCAACCUCAUGGUUAUACAGGCAGUGUCAGAGAUAACAGGGGGAGGUGACCUCUACGCCCAGGAGGGCAGCGACGUGACCCUCCUAUGUCGGCUCAGGAACUACACGGAGCCACCAACCUAUGUGUUCUGGUAUCAUGCAGACCAGAUGAUCAACUACGACGCCGACAGGCAGGUUAGUGUUGUGAGUCGUGGAGGAGAGAGUGAACUGAGACUGGCUAAAGUCUCCCUCGCGGCCUCUGGAAACUACACAUGCGUUCCUGCUAACGCCAGACCUUCCUCUAUAACCCUCCAUGUUAUCACAGGUGAGGCACCGGCAGCCAUGCAGCGGGCAGCGGCACCUCCCCUACACAGCGCUUACACCGUGGCACUGGCUGCUGGCACUAUUGUUAUACUGAGUUUGUGAAUCUAUAGGUGGUGCCAGAAGGUGCCAAAUGGUGUCAAGUAAUACCACGUGACACCAGGCAGUGACGGGGAGUGGUGAUGGUGGUGGUUUUGGUGGUGGUUGCAAGUAUUGUUAGGUGGUUAUUGGCCGUAAUAUGCAUUGCCAUAUUGCACAAAGUAAUGCCCCUUAUGGUGCCAGAUAAGGCCUAAUGGUAGCAUUGAUUGUAAACAGCUGACAAUUAAGACAGUACCAAGAUGUGGUAGAUUGUAAAAUACGGCGCCAAAGUGGUAACAGACAUCAAGACCGAUUGUGCCAAUUAGCAAACAAUUAUUCCAAUUAGCCUGAAACUGUACCAGGUGACGUCAGAGGGUCAAGUGAAGUCUUAGGCAAAGCAAUAUGAUAUCAAGUGACUGCACUCAGUGGAAGGAGCUCAAAGUAUACAUGUGAUUCAUGGUGUACAAAUUCCCAGGUGUACAGGACAAGUUAUACAGGUGAACAGGUGUAUAGGGGUUAAUUAAUUGCACUGUAUGAAAACAAGUAUAUCAGUUCAGGUGUGUGGGAUUGUAUGUGUUCAUAUA
Molecule: messenger RNA, 1484 nt
Organism: Procambarus clarkii (red swamp crayfish)
Lineage: Eukaryota; Metazoa; Arthropoda; Malacostraca; Decapoda; Cambaridae
Source: RefSeq, a predicted model, not a curated record